Juglans microcarpa x Juglans regia is the source of this 1428-nucleotide messenger RNA. Its product is annotated as WAT1-related protein At2g39510-like. NCBI's taxonomy places the organism in Eukaryota, Viridiplantae, Streptophyta, Magnoliopsida, Fagales, Juglandaceae. Gene Ontology annotation, cellular component: plasma membrane. The record is from RefSeq and is a predicted model, not a curated record. Gene Ontology annotation, molecular function: transmembrane transporter activity. The coding region runs from base 39 to 1190 and encodes 383 amino acids. The transcript is spliced from 7 exons.
UAAGCUUUACAAGGAGAUACAAAAUAUUAAUAUUUAUCAUGGAGUUCUUCAGUCGCUUAUUUCGCCGGGUAAAGCUAUAUUUGGCAAUGAUUCUUUUGCAGUUUGGCUCUGCAGGGAUGACCAUUAUUGCCAAGUUUGUUUUAAACCGGGGCAUGAGCCAUUACGUGCUGGUGGCCUACAGGAUGGCCGUUGCCACAGCUGUUAUGGCUCCUUUCGCCGUUGUUUUGGAAAGGCAAUCAAGGCCAAAAAUGACCUUCUCCAUCUUACUCAAGGCCAUGUUGCUGAGCUUGUUUGAAUGUUUUCUAUACAGCCCUUUGCUUGACCAGAACCUAUACUACAUUGGGAUGACAUAUACGGGUGCCUCUUUCGCAUCUUCUAUGAACAAUAUCCUUCCUGCUCUGGCAUUUGCAACGGCUUGGAUUUUUGGGUUCGAGAAGGUCAAUAUUAGGAGAUUUCAAAGCCAGGCAAAGAUAUUGGGAACCAUAGUGGUGGUUGGAGGAGUAAUGUUGAUGACUCUAAUCCAAGGACGCGAGCUCAAUCUGCCAUGGACGAAAGGAAGAUCAGACCACCCUUCUCAAUCUGCUAGUGCAACAAAUAAGCAAGAUCUCAUGAAGGGUUCUCUACUGAUCAUAGCAUCUUGUUUCUGCUGGUGUUGCUUCAUCAUUCUGCAAGCAAUUACACUAAGAUCAUAUCCUGCCCAGCUCUCCCUCACAACUUUGAUAUGCAGUUCGGGCAUGGUGGAAGCCGUCAUGGUGAGUUUGGCAUUUGAAAGGGGCAAUGCUGCAGUGUGGUCAGUACACUUGGAAGUCCAAUUACUAGCCAGUCUUUAUGCAGGAAUACUUUCUGGGGUCGCGUAUUAUAUAAUGGGAGUGGUAACCAAGGAAAAGGGUCCGGUUUUCCUCUCUGCUUUUAAUCCCCUGACCACGAUCGUUAUUACAAUUUUGGGCUCAUUUGUAUUAGCAGAGAAAAUAUAUUUAGGAAGGAUUAUUGGAGUAGUCAUUAUAUUCAUUGGCCUAUAUGUCCUUCUAUGGGGUAAAAGGAGGGAUCAACUUGCAUCUCAAUCAAACACAGGUUCGGCAGCACGAAGCGAACAACAAAUGAGCACACCUACACCUGGUGAAUGUUUGGGGACUUCCGAUCAUGCUGCCAUUACUGUUAGCAGCGUUGUUCGGACGGAUGAAACUGUUUGAAGGAACCAAAGAAUUUGAACCCCCACACCCCUUCCCCACCCACUUUUUUUUUUUCUCUCUCUCUUGGUACGUUCCAGUUCCAGGCAACAUAAAAUAUUAUCCCGAAAGAAUUCUAGAGCAUCAUCUUUUGCUGCAAGUAUAUAGCAUCAUCUGCCUGAGCUAGCUCUUUUGUGGUUGAUUUCUAAAAUAUGAGAACAUCAAUUCUCUUUUGCAACCUCGUUUCUGCUGUAAAAGUACC